Messenger RNA from Amphibalanus amphitrite, 996 nucleotides. RefSeq names its product macrophage mannose receptor 1-like. The coding region runs from base 24 to 479 and encodes 151 amino acids. NCBI's taxonomy places the organism in Eukaryota, Metazoa, Arthropoda, Thecostraca, Balanomorpha, Balanidae. The transcript is spliced from 2 exons. The record is from RefSeq and is a predicted model, not a curated record.
GCGCCGCUCCUCAGACCUGAGCCAUGCACCGUCUGAGUACCGUGUUUCUGCUGCUGUCCGCCAGGGCGGCGCUGUCGGCGUGUCCCAGCGGCGCCGGCUGGGUGGAAACGGCCGCCGGCGUUUGCCAUCUGUCGCUGACACAGACCUUCCCGCCGAUGACGGCCGAUGACGCCCUGGUGCUCUGCGGCGACUUCGAGCCGGCCGCCACGCUGCCCGAGAUCUACAGCUAUAGGGAUGAGCUGACGCUCGAGGAGCUCUCCGGUGGCGCCGACAGCGUAUGGCUCGGCCUGUGGCGGUUCUCCAACGACACUGACUUCCUGUGGCCCUCGGGAGACCCGGUCACAUACACCAACUGGGCCGCGGGCGAGCCUGCCUUCGGGGACGACGAGUGCGUCCUGAUGGAGGGGGCCGAUGGAGGGUGGAAGGUGGCCAGCUGCGCCGACAGCAGCGCCAGCGUCAUCUGCUACCUGCGCGUCUAGCUGUGCCACGGGUCUAAGGUAGCUGCAUAUGACGAUGGGCCAGGGACAUGCCCGGGAGGGAGCGGGGGUGGCGGAUGGUGGUUGGCACGAUGAUAUGCUGUUGCAGUAUUUACUGGCGAUUGUGAAGGUCCAGAGGUACGCUGUUCCAUGGAUGGGCCAUGACUGUUUCAUUGUGGCCCUCUAAGAUCGGGUCUAUGACCUGUAGUUCGCUGCGGAUUACUGCCGGCUAAUAUUGCAUAUUCAGGCCCACUGGGGACCGCUGUCAGAUGUAUUGUGACAACUUCUGCUGAUAGUGCUCUGCAUGACCCUUUGUGACCGCUGCAUUGUCAGCGUGUUAGGUCGCGAUCCGUUGAGGACCACUGUCAACCGCUAAACGCUGUGGCUUGUCGGUGAUUAUUGGUCGGCGCUUUCAUAGAAUUAAGGGCAUUUUUUAACAGAGGGUCGUGGCAAAACAUGUAAAAAAUGAUGUUUUCAAGGCGAGGAAUGUAAUUAAAAAUACGAGGUCCUACGAGGCAAA